This is a messenger RNA of Rangifer tarandus platyrhynchus (Svalbard reindeer), 2421 nucleotides long. The record is from the annotation of a GenBank genome assembly. Lineage: Eukaryota; Metazoa; Chordata; Mammalia; Artiodactyla; Cervidae.
AUGUGGGGUCGCUUCCUGGCCCCGGAGGCCGGCGGCCGGGACAGCCCCGGCGAAGCCCGCAGCUUCCCAGCGGGCCCAGAUUAUUCUUCAUCAGCAUGGUUACCUGGUAAUGAAUCAUUGUGGCAGGCCACAACUGUUCCAUCUAAUCAGCGAAAUAGCCAUAUCAGGAGACAUAGUAUAGCUUCUGACAGUGGUGAUACUGGAAUUGGAACUUCCUGUUCUGACAGCGUGGAAGAUCAUUCAACUUCAAGUGGCACAUUAUCUUUUAAGCCUAGUCGGUCAUUGGUUACUCUUCCUACUGCCCAUGUCAUGCCGUCCAACUCCAGUGCUUCAGUUUCCAAACAUAGGGAAUCACUGACAGCAGAUGGCUCAAAAUGGAGUAUAAGCCUCAUGCAAGCAUUGGGAAAUCAUAGUAGGGGGGAGCAGGACUCUUCACUGGACAUGAAGGACUCCCGGCCCCUCCGGAAAUGGUCAUCUUUAUCCAAACUCACCGUCCCAGAGAACUGUAGUCAGGGUGGUGUGGUGUGCACAGAAGCAUCAAGGAGAGGUUUGGAAAAGACAGGGAGAGAGAAGGCAUUAGCAGCACAGCUGAGGACCACUGGACCUAGCUGUUUACACGACAGCAUGGAGAUGCUUAAGCUAGAGGAUAAGGAGAUAAACAAAAAACGACCGUCAACUCUGGACAGCAAAUAUAAAUUUGAGAGCUGUAGCAAAGAAGACUUUAGAGCUUCUUCCUCCACUCUUAGGAGACAGGCCUUAGACAUGACAUACAGUGCCUUACCUGAAAGCAAGCCUAUUCUGACAAGCUCAGAGGCUUUUGAAUCUCCGAAAUAUUUAAUGCUUGGUCAGCAGGCGGUAGGCGGCGUUCCCAUCCAGCCUUCUGUGAGGACGCAGAUGUGGCUGACGGAGCAGCUGCGGACAAACCCCUUGGAAGGUAGAACCACAGAGGACUCUUACAGUCUAGCUCCUUGGCAGCAGCAGCAGACAGACGAGUUUCGGCAAGAAAGGGAAACACCGGUGCAGGUUUUGUCUGGAUCAUCUCGUCAAAGUUAUUCACCUCCUGGCUAUCAAGAUUUCAGUAAGUGGGAAUCAGUGCUGAAAAUAAAAGAAGGACUACUAAGGCAGAAAGAGAUUGUAAUUGAUCGGCAGAAGCAACAGAUCACCCACCUGCAUGAAAGAAUAAGGGAUAAUGAGUUACGAGCACAGCAUGCCAUGCUAGGACAUUAUGUGAAUUGUGAGGAUUCUUACGGGGCUGGUUUGCAGCCACAAUAUGAGAACACCUCCCUCCAGACUCCAUUUUCAGACCAGUCAGCAUCCCAUUCCCAGCACGAGGAACUUGAGCAAAAGCUUGCAUCUACUGAGAAAGAAGUUUUACAGCUCAAUCAGUUUCUCAAACAAAGAAUAAGCCAAUUUAGUGAUGAGAAGAAGAAACUGGAGGAAAAGCUUAAAACCAGAGAUAGAUACAUCAGUAGCUUGAAAAAGAAAUGCCAGAAGGAGUCUGAACAGAAUAAAGAAAAGCAGAGAAGAAUUGAGACCUUGGAAAAGUAUCUGGCUGAUCUUCCAACUCUUGAUGAUGUGCAGAGUCAGAGUCUACAGCUUCAAGUUCUAGAAGAAAAAAAUAAGAAUUUGCAAGAGACUUUGAUAGAUGUGGAAAAAAAGCUUGAAGAGUUCAAAAAACAGUAUCAAGAAAAAGAGGCACAGCUCAUAUGCCAGAAAAAGAAAGAAAAGGAGUUGGUAACUACAGUUCAAAGUUUGCAGCAAAAAGUAGAAAGAUGCCUUGAAGAUGGAAUUCGCCUUCCCAUGUUAGAUGCAAAACAGCUUCAGAAUGAAAAUGAUAACUUGAGAGAACAAAAUGAGAAUGCCAAUAAGAUAAUAGAUAGCCAACAAGAUGAGAUUAAUAGGAUGAUUUUGGAAAUUCAGUCUAUGCAAGGGAAACUUUCUAAAGAAAAAUUGACUACUCAAAAGAUGAUGGAAGAGCUGGAGAAGAAAGAAAGAAACCUUCAGAGAUUAAGAACAUUGCUUGAUAACCAAAGACAAACAGAAGAGACCUGCUCUUUAUUGGAUCAGGGCCAGGAAGCAGAACAGUCCAGGCAGCAGACCAUCCUUUCCAAAAGGCCACUCUUUGAUUUGAGUGUGAUUGAUCAGCUGUUCAAGGAAAUGUCCUAUUGUUUGCUUGACUUGAAGGCAUUGUGUAGUAUUCUUAAUCAGCGUGCUCAGGGCAAGGAGCCUAAUCUUUCUUUAUUACUGGGAAUCAGAUCAAUGAACUGUUCAGCUGAGGAAACUGAGAAUGACCACAGCCCAGAAACACUCACUAAAAAGCUGUCAGAUGUAUGCCAGUUACGGAGGGACAUAGAUGAAUUGCGGACCACAAUAUCAGACCGCUAUGCUCAGGACAUGGGAGACAACUGUGUCACCCAGUGA